GAAUUUAAGGGGCAAAAGGAGGAAAACAGCCAGAGACAUCAGCAUUUCAAGCCUGCAGAGACAAUCCUGAGUGGCGAUUGUGAAUGGUAUUACCACUAGAUGCCUUCUAGAUGCCUUCUGCGAGCAUCUGAAAUGAACCUCUCACAUUGAUUGUUUUUAUUGGUUGGGAGCCAGGAGUACUGGAUUCCGUUGACUUCUAGCUAAAGAGAAUACAGUCCUGGUCAUCAUCACAAACCUCUGCACCAGUGUGACAAUGAAAUGAGAUGAGGCUCCGCAAUGGAACUGUGGCCACUGCUUUAGCAUUUAUCACUUCCUUCCUUACUCUGUCCUGGUACACUACGUGGCAAAAUGGGAAAGAAAAGAUAAUCGCUUAUCAACGAGAAUUUCUUGCUUUGAAAGAACGUCUUCGAAUAGCUGAACACAGAAUCUCCCAGCGUUCUUCUGAGCUAAGUACCAUCGUACAGCAGUUCCGGCGUGUAGGAGCACAGACAAAUGGAAGUAAGGAUGCAUUGGAUAAAUUUUCAGAUACGACCUUAAAGCUACUGAAGGAGUUAACAAGCAAAAAAUCUCUUCAAGUGCCAAGUAUUUAUCAUCAUUUGCCUCACUUACUACAGAAUGAAGGAAGCCUGCAGCCCGCCGUGCAGAUCGGCAGUGGGAGAACUGGAGUUUCAAUAGUAAUGGGAAUUCCCACAGUGAAGAGAGAAGUUAAAUCUUACCUCAUAGAAACUCUUCAUUCCCUUAUUGAUAAUCUGUAUCCCGAAGAGAAGUUGGACUGUGUUAUAGUAGUCUUCAUAGGAGAGACAGAUACUGAUUAUGUACACAGUGUUGUGGCCAACCUGGAGAAAGAAUUUUCUAAAGAGAUCAGUUCUGGCUUGGUGGAAGUCAUCUCACCUCCUGAAAGCUACUACCCUGACCUGACAAACUUGAAAGAGACAUUUGGAGACUCUCAAGAAAGAGUGAGAUGGAGAACAAAGCAGAACCUCGAUUACUGUUUUCUCAUGAUGUAUGCUCAGGAGAAGGGUGUGUAUUACAUUCAGCUUGAAGAUGAUAUCAUCGUCAAGCAGAAUUAUUUUAAUACUAUCAAAAAUUUUGCACUUCAACUUUCUUCUGAGGAAUGGAUGAUUCUGGAGUUUUCCCAGCUGGGCUUCAUUGGUAAAAUGUUCCAGGCACCGGACCUCACUCUGAUUGUGGAGUUCAUAUUUAUGUUCUAUAGGGAGAAGCCCAUCGACUGGCUCCUGGACCACAUCCUCUGGGUGAAAGUCUGCAAUCCCGAGAAAGAUGCAAAACAUUGUGAUAGACAGAAAGCAAAUCUGCGAAUUCGCUUCAGACCUUCCCUUUUCCAGCAUGUUGGUUUUCACUCAUCACUGUCGGGAAAAAUUCAGAAACUCACGGAUAAAGAUUACAUGAAACCAUUGCUUCUUAAAAUCCAUGUAAACCCACCUGCGGAGGUAUCAACUUCUUUGAAGGUUUACCAGGGCCACACACUGGAGAAAACUUAUAUGGGGGAAGAUUUCUUCUGGGCUAUAACCCCAAAUGCUGGAGACUACAUCUUGUUUAAAUUUGAUAAGCCAGUCAAUGUAGAAAGUUACUUGUUCCACAGUGGCAACCGGGAGCACCCAGGAGACAUCCUGCUGAACACCACUGUGGAUGUUUUGCCUUUAAAGAGCAAAGGCUUGGAAAUAAGCAAAGAAACCAAAGACAAACGAUUGGAAGAUGGCUAUUACAGGAUAGGAAAAUUUGAGAAUGGUGUGGCAGAAGGAAUGGUGGACCCCAGUCUAAACCCCAUUGCAGCCUUUCGCCUUUCAGUUAUUCAGAAUUCUGCUGUUUGGGCUAUUCUUAAUGAGAUUCAUAUUAAAAAAAUCACCAAUUGACCAUCUAAGAAAUCAACAUAUUUUCCCUCUGAAUCUGUCAAGUAAAGAUAAUUUAGCAUGAUUUUUUUUAAAAACUUGAACACUACCUCUUGUGAAAUCUACUGUAGAGAUGAUUGUCAUUUCCACUUGGAAAGUGAAUCACCCAUGGAUAAUUAUACUCAUCUGAAAUUACACUGUCCUCCAAUUUUAACUUAAAACAUUUUACAAUUAUGACAGCUUGUUGAUAUGACUUGUACUAUUUUGGUAUUAUACUAAUACAUAAGAGUUGUACAUAUUGUUACAUUCCUUAAAUUUGAGAAAAAUAAUGUUAAAUAUAUUUUAUGAAGGGGGUACUUUUGAAGUUCAGUUAUUUUACUAUUAUAGACCCUCUUUUAUAGAGCAUCAGGGAUUAUAUAUAUAUAUAU
Fukomys damarensis (Damara mole-rat) is the source of this 2275-nucleotide messenger RNA. It is a transcript of the gene Mgat4a, whose product is annotated as alpha-1,3-mannosyl-glycoprotein 4-beta-N-acetylglucosaminyltransferase A. Bases 264 to 1871 code for a protein of 535 amino acids. NCBI's taxonomy places the organism in Eukaryota, Metazoa, Chordata, Mammalia, Rodentia, Bathyergidae. Gene Ontology annotation, cellular component: endoplasmic reticulum; endoplasmic reticulum-Golgi intermediate compartment; Golgi stack. The transcript has 16 exons. The record is from RefSeq and is a predicted model, not a curated record. Gene Ontology annotation, biological process: protein N-linked glycosylation. Gene Ontology annotation, molecular function: acetylglucosaminyltransferase activity.